AGAACUUCAAAUGGCUCGAAUCUCCCCCGUCAACCUCCCAGACCCCCAGUCUGUGUCCGGCAGUAACGAGUCAAACCAUCUAGACUACAGCUGCUAACCCGACUCGCGUGGUCCGGCUACGUCCCCGCAAUAAUAAAGUCAGAGAUAACGGCCUGCCCACUGCGCAGCGCGCUCCACUCCAGCCAGCUUCACUGCAGCAUCACUCAUCAUUCCGUGAGCUCCGGCCGAGGAUCCAGCCUCUAUCUGCCACUUCAUUAAACCUACGAUAUAAAUAUCACAUCAAAAGACCCUGAUCGUCCUGUUUCUUUGUCCACUAGUCCUUACUAGACGGAUCUUCGACCACUAGCGUGGAACAUCACCCUUUUCUAUCCCAUGGAAUCGAUGCUUGCUUCGACUGUUGAUCUCAUGGCUCGUCGUUUCUUCCCAGGACAUAGCGCCGCUUUAGGCCUGAGUCUAUUCCUCUUUCUGUUUAUGUUCCUUCCGACACUCGUGGUCUUGCUAGCUGUCGUGGUGUUCUUCCUGUUCUACUAUCCUCGUCUUCAGAAGCCGUCGUCGCAUGAUCAUUAGUAUCUGUUUUUGGAAGCAGACGCUUGUACAAUAUAAUAUAUGGAAUACGGAGUUUACGACAUGAUACCACCGGGUUUGACAACGUUGUUUAUAUAUCAUGUAUUAUCAUGUGGCAUGAUAUACACCACGAGAGAUUCUACCUUCUUAUGUUAAUCCUAUUUUUCUUGAGUACA
Aspergillus piperis CBS 112811 is the source of this 740-nucleotide messenger RNA. RefSeq lists its product as uncharacterized. The coding region runs from base 406 to 567 and encodes 53 amino acids. The transcript has 2 exons. Lineage: Eukaryota; Fungi; Ascomycota; Eurotiomycetes; Eurotiales; Aspergillaceae. The record is from RefSeq and is a predicted model, not a curated record.